AAUGUCGUAUACUCUUCAAAGUUAGACUUCCUUGUCACAAAUCUUGUGUUAACUACCUUCGUUGUUUGUCAGCUAGGGCAAGUGAAGUUCAUUUUGGUACUUUCAGUUUCGAUUUGAAGACCCGCGCCCUGCAGUCGGAUUGGUUCGUUGUUCAUCGGGGAAGUGCUUGCUGAUACUAAGACCAGGAACAACUUUCACAUCUUAGAAGCACCCAUCCGGAUACCACCGUUUUACAGUCACUUUAAAUAUGGAGCGAGGAAGAAAGGUUACUGCAGACGUUAAUUCAGACCAUGGCAGCGAGAAAGAUGGGCAAUAUUUUGAAGAAAACAAGAGCUGUCCAUCCUGCAAAGAAGAGAUUGAGCGUCUAAAGCAGGAGAACAAACGACUGAAAGAGGAAUUGGCCGAGGUUUCGGAGACCGUCAGCAGAGGGUGCCAUUGCGGCCAUAAGUGCGAAUCUCAGGCACCGAGCAGCAUGGACGCUGCAGACGGUUUUCCGGAAGAAGGGUCGCGUGGACUAAACGAGGCGACCGGGGCAAUGAAAGGAAGCUCAGUGAUGAGGAAGACACGGAAUGACAGCUCUCAGAUGGCGGGUGUCUUCAGACAAAGUCCUGACCGCAUGGGGAGCGAGCGCAUGGACUGUGACGAAACACACAGCAGAGCGGCAAGCAAAACGGCGAGCAAACCAUCGACCUCAGUCACCGCGUCUGCGCCCAAGCGAGAGGGAGCACAUCUCAGAGGGGCUGCAGGAGGACGGGACGAUGGCGCGGUUGGCGAGAAUUCGCUGUCGGAGCUGAAGAAGGUUCCACGAAAGCUUAUGGGCAGGCUGGAAUUCAGCGAUUCCCACACCGUCCUUGUGGAUGUGUAUUAUUUAUCUGUAAACGGAACCAUAGUUGCCAUAAAUGGGCUGACUCUGUGGGAUGCCAACUCGGUGAGAAUGCCCUAUGCGGAGAAGAACAUGCUGCAGGGCGAGUCCCGAUGGAAGAAGAUUAGGACAUCCCUGAGGAACCUGGAGAAGUGUUGGUCUGUGACAGCUAAAGACGUUGAGAAGACUAUAAAGCUCUACAAUCCAAAAUACAAAGAAGAGUGGUCCUUUGAUGCACUUCAGAAAUUCUUUGAGGUUAUGAAAGGUGAUGAGGGGAAAAGCCUCACUCCCACGCUCAGAAGAAUGGCAGGGCUGGCACUUGAGCUGCCUGAGGUUUGCCCAAAGGGCAUUCCCCUGCUCCGGACAGGAAAGAGCCAUUCCAUCACUCUAUCCCAGAAGCAGAUUGCCUGCCUACUGGCCAAUGCUUUCUUCUGUACCUUCCCCCACCGAAACGCCACCAACUCCCAAGCCGAGUACGCCAAGUACCCCACCAUCAACUUCCACAGCUUGUUCGGUAGAUGGUCAGAGCGGAAGAUGCAGAAGUUCAGGGCCAUUUUUCAUUACUUCCGGGUGGUGACAGGUGCAGAAAAAAAGGAAUGGAAGGUGCCUGAAGGCCUGGUAACCUUCAGCAGGGAGUACAUUUCAGAGUCGAGCCUACUGUCCUGGAAAAGUUGCUCAGAACAUCUGACUAACCUCCACAUCUUCUCAGAGGGAACCAUUGAGGGGAAUGGGCAGGACAAGCUCCAGGUGGACUUUGCUUGUAGCCUGGUGGGCGGAGGGGUCCUGGCAUCUGGCCUGGUCCAAGAGGAGAUCCUCUUUCUGGUCCACCCUGAGCUGAUUGUGGCCAGGCUGUUCACAGAGAAACUAGGAGACACGGAAUGCCUCAGGAUCACAGGCGCCCAGCAGUACAGUGAAUAUUAUGGCUACAAGGAUGAAUUUACGUGGGUAAAACAUCAUGAGGACAAGACUGAAAGAGAUGAAUGGCUUCGGCGGAAAAGACAGAUUGUCGCCAUUGAUGCACUGGAUUUCAAAAACCCGAAAGACCAGUUCCAUAUGAAGAAGGUUGACCGAGAGCUCAAUAAGGCCUAUUGUGGGUUCACGGGAGACAGUGAAACGCAUUGCUACUACCCUACCAUCGCCACGGGCAACUGGGGCUGCGGGGCCUUCGGCGGAGACGUGCGACUCAAAGCUCUUAUCCAGAUGAUGGCUGCCGCUGUAGCUAAAAGGGACAUGGCCUACUUCACGUUCGGUGACAGAGGGCUGAAGCAGGAGCUCGAGGAGAUGCACCGUUUCCUGACCCAACGCAACAUCACUGUGGGGAGCUGUGGCUAAAGCAUGCACUGACAGGCAGGACAACACAGCUUUCCCACAUGUCCUGGAAAAUGAACAUCCUGGAAAAAUCUGUUCACCACCCCACCCCCCUGGGCCACGAAUGGCGAAUCUACCCCUCUAUAAUACAGGUGUUGACCUGGAACAUAAUGUGUUGAAAAGAGUGGGAACCCUGAUAGCAAUACAGGUGAGUUAGCAUGAUCUCUCAGACAGCAGCUGCUAACCUGUAGGCUCUUGUUGAGCAGCUUGGUAACCUGAGGAUCUGUAGCAAACCCAUAGACUUUCACCUUGAAGUCCGUAUUAUGUGUUGGCACUGAAAUUUGCCACUCCAAAGGCAAAUCCAAACCAAAAAGCUGUCCCAACGUUGCAAACCCGCUCAAAUGACUUGGGCCUGAACUUGGCCAUCCUGCUGUGUUCCCCCUCU
Molecule: messenger RNA, 2615 nt
Organism: Conger conger (European conger)
Lineage: Eukaryota; Metazoa; Chordata; Actinopteri; Anguilliformes; Congridae
Product: poly(ADP-ribose) glycohydrolase-like
Exons: 17
Coding region: 248-2194 (648 amino acids)
Biological process (GO): carbohydrate metabolic process; regulation of DNA repair; ATP generation from poly-ADP-D-ribose
Cellular component (GO): nucleus; cytoplasm
Molecular function (GO): poly(ADP-ribose) glycohydrolase activity
Source: RefSeq, a predicted model, not a curated record